AUGUUUACGAUAAGUAUAUCAAAAACAAAACGUACCUAUUUGAAAGUUUCACCUCUCGAAAUAGAAAUUAUUACGGGUUUAUAUGAUCGAGGUUAUAUGCGAGCAAGAGAAAUUACAGAACAAAUACUGACAACAGAUUAUGGACAGAUUACAGCAUAUUAUAAGACAUUAGCAGAGGCGAGUCGAUUUAAAAGAGUUAAUGACGUUUUAAAACAGACUGCUCAACAUGUAAGUUCAGUUCGGGUUGGAGACCUGAAUUGUUUCGUACGUCAGUCAUCGGAUACAGUUGGUUACAUUAAUUUUCAUGGUCAAAUUGAUCCGUAUGCUGAAGAAAUAAUUAAUAUUUUAUUAGAAGAAGUACAAUCACAAAAUUAUUCACAAACAACAACGAAUUUAAAUUCUGGAACGAAUGAAAACGAUCCGAGUUGUUCUGGUGAAUUAUUAGAUCCAAAUGUCGACGAUAAUGGAACAGAUGAGCAACACAACAAUCAGCAUCCCGAUGUUACGUCGCGUUUGGCAACUUUACCUCUCUCUACACAAAAACAAACAUGGGCUUGUUUUUCGGCUAUUUCGAAUGCAUUGGUUUCCGAUUCUGGUAUUGACAUUGGAACAUUACAAACAGUAAUGUUAUUAUCACCAUUACCUUCACGUACACAGACAGCAUCACCAUCGAUUUCAGCUAAACGGAUCGAAUUUGCUGGUACAACAAAAAUGUCUUCUACUUUCGAUGCAACAGCUGUACCCUCUACCUCAACAACAUUUUCACCUGGCAUAUGUCCUGACGAAGACUAG
This is a messenger RNA of Didymodactylos carnosus, 792 nucleotides long. NCBI's taxonomy places the organism in Eukaryota, Metazoa, Rotifera, Eurotatoria, Philodinida, Philodinidae. The record is from the annotation of a GenBank genome assembly.